Molecule: messenger RNA, 2013 nt
Organism: Tachysurus fulvidraco (yellow catfish)
Lineage: Eukaryota; Metazoa; Chordata; Actinopteri; Siluriformes; Bagridae
Product: cortexin-2
Exons: 2
Coding region: 367-600 (77 amino acids)
Source: RefSeq, a predicted model, not a curated record
GGGUGAUAUGACACCACCACACACUCAAUCUGGUAGGGAGGAGAGGGAGUUGCACAACAAAAGCCAGGAAUGCAAGCAAGGAAACGAAGCUAUUAUUUUGAUUUCUGAAUGAACUGAGUGACUACGUUAAAAAGUUGGCAAAACGUAUGGCUUCAUGCAGGGAGUCAUAUUGGACUUUCACAUAAUGGGCUGAGACUUUCACAGUUUAUUUUUGGCGUCCAUCUGCUUACCUCUGACGGAUCUCUUUUAGCUGCUCCUCCACAACAGGAAACUUGUUGAAUCUGAGGCUCAACGUGAUUGGCUACAUGCCACUGAGGCCGUGGUGAGGGAGGUUCGUGGGUUACCGAGAACAUUUAGAACCUAAGGAUGGCGGAGCACCUCCACAGCAGCACGCUGUCUGCGUCUGGGGCCACUCAGCCCAUCCCUUUUCUCACCCUUGAGCAAAAGGCAGCUUUCGUCUUUGUGUUGCUCCUCUUCAUUUUCCUGGGCUUGCUUAUUGUGCGAUGUUUCCGUAUUCUGCUGGACCCCUACAGCAGCAUGCCUUCUUCCACAUGGACAGACUAUAUGGAGAAAGACACAUUUGACUACCGCAUCGCCUGAGGGACUGUCUGGGAUUCAUGUGGACCGAUGCCACAUGAUGGCUACCUCACAGUCUCCAACACAGAUUCGAAUAACAUUCCCAUGCCAGUGGUGUACAUAUGGUGGCAUGAAGUCUCUGAAAAAAAAAAACAUGUUCUAUGAUACAUUUCUUCCAUUUAUUCUUAUGGGAUAAUUUACUGCCAAUACCUCACAUAUUACACCACAGUUGAUAAGUGAUGUCACAUCCAGGGUUCCUGACAAGUAUUAGCGAUGACACACCCGAGGCUAAAACUAGCCAAUUACCUGUCAUUAACAGUUUGGGUGAGCUAUUUAGCUCAUGUUGAUGCAGUGUAAAUUAUUAAUUCUCACAAUGAGGGUAAAUCCUUUACUUAAUUUACUACUCCACUACCUAGAUCUAAAAGUGCUUUGGAUUAGGAAUCGUAAAAUCUCAUUGUUGAGAAAGUUCUGAGCUUUUGGCCUUAUGAUUCAGUGUGUUUACAGAGCUGCCAGAAAAAACUGGCCUCAUUGUUAUUAAGCUAAAUGUCAAUCAAUGUAAUGACCAAGCAGCCUUCUUAGGCAACUGGAUGAGAGCUUUGACAAGUUCCUCCUCUUUCUCACUCUCUUUCUGUCUUUUUCUCUCUGCAGUGUUCUUUAAUAGGGUGUGUCUGAUGUGGUGCAUAAUGUUCAACAGUAUUUUCUAAUUACAGAAAUGAACUGUUCAUUCAAAUGGUGUGAAUUUCCUGUUGUGCACUACUACCGGUGCAUUAUUGAUUUUGCAAAUGCUCUGGUUGCAAAGCUGUGAUUAGCUUAAGUACAUGUUUUUAAAAGAGAUCCAGCUCACUUAAACAAGAAAUGUGUCUAUGAUGUGCAAAAGAUAUCAAUUGCCAUUUCAGUGCCUGUUUUUAUUUAACUCUACUACCUGCUAUUGAUUUAUAGUCUGUAUAGUUGAGAUUGCUCUGUUUGAAACUGUCAUUGGAGGCAGUUAUUGUCACAGCACAUUAAGCUUUAGCAUCAGGAGUUACUGUAGUCAGUCAUUACAAUGCACAUUGUGAGUGUGUGUGUGUGUGUGUGUGCGUGUGUGUGUGUGUGUGUGUGUGUGUGUGUGUGUGUGUGUGUGUGUGUGUGUGUGUGUGUGUGUGUGUGGGGUGUUUGAUAUAUUAGGUACUUAAUACUGAGACACUCUCCAGUAAGACCAUGUGCCAUGUGGUUCACAAAUAGGUCUUGCAUUUGAUGUGCUUUUUAUAAUUGUUUCCAAAUAAAGAUAAAUGUAUUUCUCCCUAGUUACGGAAUGAUACGAUUGAGAAGUCAAAUUAUUUGCUAUCUUACAUGUAAUAUAGGCAGGGACUCUUCUACAUUCUAGAGAUUUUUAAAAACAUAAUAUUUUCAGAUGCUUACAGAAAGUUUAGUCUUUUUUAUUACACAUAUCUAUGAUUU